AUGGCUACCGUCAACAUUCGCCGCGAUGUCACCGACCCCUUCUACCGCUACAAGAUGGAGAAAAUCCAGUCCAAGAUUGAAGGCAAGGGUAACGGUAUCAAGACCGUCAUCGUCAACCUGAGCAGCGUGGCUCAGUCUCUCGCCCGUCCGCCCGCUCACGUCAUCAAGUACUUUGGCUUCGAACUCGGAGCCCAGACCAACACGAGCCCCAACGACGACCGUUGGAUCAUCAACGGCGCCCACGAUGCCAGCAAGCUCCAGGACUACCUCGAUGGCUUCAUCUCCAAGUUCGUCCUUUGCAAGAAGUGCAAGAACCCUGAGACUGAUGUCCACAUCAAGGAUGGCAACAUUACGCUCGACUGCAAGGCCUGCGGAAAGAUCUCCGACGUAGACCCCCGCUUGAAGCUUAGCUCCUUCAUCCUGAAGAAUGAACCCAAGAAGGGCAAGAAGGACAAGUCCAGCAAAAAGGCUGAGCGUCGUGCUCGCAAGGAGGCUGAAGCCCGUGGUGAGGCUACCUCCCCCGACGGCGGCAGCCCCGGUGACAGCGCCGAUGACAAUGGUGACGAUGACCUGGCACUCGAGGCCGGCAGCGACGACGAGCUUACCCGCCAGAUCAACGAGGGCGCCAAGGAGAUUGAAGAAGAGGAUGCCAAGGAAGUUGAGUGGUCCAUCGACACGUCCGAGGCAGCCAUUAGGGCUCGUGCCCAAGAUCUUCCCGACGACCUCAAGCGUGCCCUUGUCAUUGAGGAUGACGACGAGGGCGGCUCAAGCUACGAUGUCUUCGGAAAGUGGAUCAUCGACACUGGCGCGGACAAGGGCGGUGUUGAGAACCUUGACAACGUCGACAUCUAUAUCAAGGCCAAGGAACUUGGCAUUGAGGAGAAGCAUCGCACUCUCACUGUCAUUCCCCAGACCCUCUUCACCGAGAAGAUUGUCAAGCAGAUGGAUGGUCGCGCCCCCAUGCUCAAGAAGAUGAUCACGUCGGACAAGCACGAGAAGGCUUUCCUUGGCGGUAUCGAGCGCUUUGUCGGUAACGACAAGCCUGAGCUUAUUCCUCAGGUCUCUGCUAUUCUGCUCAAGGUGUACGAGAACGACCUUGUCUCGGAGGAUCAGCUCAAGGCUUGGUGCUCCAAGGCUAGCAAGAAGUAUGUCGACAUCAAGAUCAGCAAGUCUGUCCGCAAGUCGGCCGAGCAGUUCAAGGAAUGGCUUGAGAAUGAGGACAGCGAGGACGAGGACUCUGAAUAA
Molecule: messenger RNA, 1245 nt
Organism: Alternaria atra
Lineage: Eukaryota; Fungi; Ascomycota; Dothideomycetes; Pleosporales; Pleosporaceae
Exons: 1
Coding region: 1-1245 (414 amino acids)
Biological process (GO): formation of cytoplasmic translation initiation complex; formation of translation preinitiation complex; translational initiation
Cellular component (GO): cytosol
Molecular function (GO): eukaryotic initiation factor eIF2 binding; translation initiation factor activity; GDP-dissociation inhibitor activity
Source: RefSeq, a predicted model, not a curated record